Molecule: messenger RNA, 1437 nt
Organism: Penicillium malachiteum
Lineage: Eukaryota; Fungi; Ascomycota; Eurotiomycetes; Eurotiales; Aspergillaceae
Exons: 5
Coding region: 1-1437 (478 amino acids)
Biological process (GO): transmembrane transport
Molecular function (GO): transmembrane transporter activity
Source: RefSeq, a predicted model, not a curated record
AUGGCUAUUGCUUCCAUCGGAGAAAUGAUCCAACCAAUAAGAGUUCCGAUCUGGCGACUGAUCUUUGAUCAAGGCUAUGUUUCCCAGGCCGUCCUCAAUCAUAGCUACAAUGGCUCUGGCACCGAUGAAGAUCCAUACCAGGUCUUCUGGCUGGACCACGACCCGCGUGAUCCUAUGGGGUUUUCUGUGCCGUCCAAAUGGUUCAUCAUGGCCCCUUGCGGCCUUUGCUACGCUAGCGGUGGCGUUGGGAGUCUCAAUGAAGUUAUCUUGGAUUUUCAAGUCAGCGAGGAAGUUGCCCUCUUAGGCAUCUCAUUCUUUGUUGUAGGGUUUUCUGUCGGGCCCUUGAUCUGGGCACCCCUGAGUGAGCUCUAUGGCCGUCGACCUAUUAUGAUCGCUAGUGCUACUGGUCUGACCGCAUUCACGGCGGGCGCAACUGGGUCUAAAAAAUAUUUGAACUUUAGUUAUCCUCCGUUUCUUCGGAGGGGCAUCGGGAUCAGCGCCUUUUGCUGUGUCAGGCGGAAUCAUCGCGGAUACUUUCCCUGCCAUCACCCGCGGCAUAGCCAGUGGGUUUCAGCCGGUUGGCGCUGGGUUGAGGGUUUGGUUGCGGCAUUCGCUGGAGUACUGGGAAUUCUUACUAUACUCACACUACCAGAGACGUAUGCCCCGGUCCUAUUGAGGAAACGCGCCGAGCGUCUCUCGGCCAUGACGGGUCACGUUUACCGAAGCAUGCUCGACAUUGAGAAAGGCAGGGCAUCCCCGGCGACAGUCUUCAAAACUGCUCUUUGCCUGCCAUGGAUUCUCCUUUUCCGUGGACCUAUUGUCCUACUUUUCUCGGCUAACAUCUCCAUUAUUUUUUAUCUCCUUUUCGCCGCUAUACCCAUCGUGUAUGAGGGGAACCGCGGUUGGAGUGAAGGCCUCAGCGGCCUCGCCUUCCUGGGGAUCCUGGUCGGUAUCAUUAUCUCGGUGGUGGCAACAUUUCCAAGGUAUUUCCGAUACAAGAAGAAGACACUUUGUACCCCCGGUCGAGUUCCUCCCGAAGAAAGACUUUUUGAUGCCUUAAUCGGUGCCGUUGCGCUGCCUGUGGGGCUUUUUUUGUUUUGCGUUCAUUGGAUGGCAUCCAUUGCGGCCGGAGUUCCAUUUGGGUUCGGCAUGGUGAUGGUGUUUCUCCCCGUCUUGAACUACCUGCUCGAUGCGUAUACUAUUUAUGCUGCAUCUGUUAUGGCGGCUAAAGGUUCCUUGCGCUCAAUCUUUGGCGCUGCGUUCCCCCUAUUCACCAAGCCUAUGUACGACAAUCUUGGCAUUCACUGGGCCUCCUCUAUCCCUGCUUUUCUGGCCCUUGCAUGCGUACCUAUGCCGUUUUUGUUCUAUAAGUAUGGCGCGGUCAUUCGAAAAAAGCGCAUUAUGCUUCACAAUCGGAUGCCUUUAUGGAAAAGAUGA